AUGCAAAAUUGCAACCCACACGCUCUAACACUUCAUUUGCACCCCCACAAUCCAAAAUUUGUCAUCCCCUACCAAAUCCCCUUCUCCCCUCCGCACCCCCUAUCGUCCUAUAACCUUCAAAUCCCGUGGAAAAACAACAUUCUCAUCCAUUGCAAUCGUCAUGGUCACACAUACAGUACGAGCUGGUCACUUUCUCACAUAGGCAUGUCAAGUCUCCCGCCACUCAUCAUCUGGUUGUCAAAAUGCGGCAUUCUCUCUGCCGUCGAUUCCUCUAGGGCACCCCGUUUUAUCCCGUCAAGCUUAGCGGCAACAGCCGGAAACACCUUGCGGCAGCUCUCCGUGAUCUCUAUGCGUUCAUUCGCUGAGGUGAACACCUCCACUUUCGAUUUUCCGAUCGAAGUCGCCGCACGGUUUGCAAACUGCUCCAGCUUUACAUGCACCGACUGCCGCAACUUGUUGUGUGCCGCCUCUGCCCAUUGCGGCGUGUCUUGGUUCACGCCUGCCGCCGCUACGCAGUAG
This is a messenger RNA of Chondrus crispus (carragheen), 519 nucleotides long. RefSeq lists its product as hypothetical. NCBI's taxonomy places the organism in Eukaryota, Rhodophyta, Florideophyceae, Gigartinales, Gigartinaceae. Bases 1 to 519 code for a protein of 172 amino acids. The record is from RefSeq and is a predicted model, not a curated record. The transcript has a single exon.